AUGAGGGAGGCGGAGGCGGCGCGGGAAUCGUGCAUGGAGCGCUCGGCAGCCCCGGGGGCUCCGCCCCCCAAACGGCGCCGGGGGGGUGCCCAGGGCCCCUCCCAGUUCGAGCAGGAAUUGGCCCAACUGGGAGAACUGGAGGAGCUGGAGGAGGAGCUGGGGCUGGGGGAGGGGCCCCCCCCGGACCCCCAGAGCCAGCCCACAGGUUCUCUGUUUGUGGGGGAGGUUCCCCCCCGCUGGCGCCGCCCGGCCCCUCCUGCCCAACCCCCCCAGAGCCUGAGCUUCCUGCAGCUGGACAUCGAUCACUAUGUGGGCUGCCCUCCCCGCGGCUUCCCGGGCUGGCCCCACCCCUCCCCCAUCCUGAGGAUGUUUGGGGUGACGGGGGAGGGGCUCAGUGUGUGCCUGCACCUGCACGGCUUCAGCCCCUACUUCUACGUGCUGGCCCCUGCAGGAGUGACCCCAGCCCACCUGGAGGCGCUGCAGCAGGAGCUGGAGGCCGCGCUCAGGAGGGAGCAGAGGGGGGGAAAUCCCAACCUGGGACCCCCCAGGAACGUCCUGGGGCUGCAGCUGCUCAGGAAACAGAGUAUUUUGGGUUUCCAGGGCGAUUUGCAGCCCCUCUUUGUCCGGGUGCAGCUGGCCCUGCCCCGUUUGGUGGCGCCGGCGCGGCGGCUCCUGGAGCGGGGGCUGCGCUGGGGGGGGCUGGGGGUGCAGCCGGCGCCGCCCUACGAGGCCAACAUCGACUUUGAGAUCAGGUUCAUGGCUGACUCGGGGCUCGUCGGCUGCUGUUGGGUGGAGCUGCCCCCGGGGAGCUUCCGCUGGAGGGCCCCCCCCAAGGCCACCCUGUGCCAGCUGGAGGCCGAUGUCACCUGGGGGUCCCUGCGGGGUCACCCCCCCGAGGGGGCCUGGCUGGGGCUGCCCCCCCUGAGGGUGCUGAGCUUCGACAUCGAGUGCGCCGGGAGGAAAGGGGUGUUCCCCGAGCCGCAGCAGGACCCGGUGAUCGCCAUCGCGGCCGUGGCGCUGCGGCAGGGCGCGCGGGAGCCGUUCCUCAGGGUGGUGUUCACCCUGAACAGCUGCGCCCCCCUGAGGGGAGCCACGGUCAGGAGCUUCGACAGCGAGAGGGAGCUGCUGCAGUCGUGGGCGGAGUUUGUUCGCAUCGUGGACCCCGACGUCAUCACGGGUUACAACAUCCACAACUUCGACCUGCCCUACCUGAUCCAGAGGGCCCAGGUGUUACAGGUGAGCUCGUUCCCGUACCUGGGCCGGGUCAGGGGGGUCCCGUCGCAGGUGAAGGAUUCGGCGUUCCAGUCCCGCCAGCUCGGCCGCCGGGAGGGCAAGGUGGUCACCACACCUGGGAGGGUCACCCUGGACAUGCUGCAGGUGCUGCUGAGGGAGCACAAGCUGCGCUCGUACUCGCUCAACGCCGUCAGCGCCCAUUUCCUGCACGAGCAGAAGGAGGACGUGCCCCACGGCAUCAUCACCGAGCUGCAGAACGGCGACGCGCAGACGCGGCGCCGCCUGGCCCUGUACUGCCUGAAGGACGCGGUGCUGCCGCUGCGGCUGCUCGAGCGCCUCAUGACGCUGGUGACGCUGGUGGAGAUGGCGCGGGUGACGGCCGUGCCGCUCAGCUACCUGCUCAGCCGGGGACAGCAGGUCAAGGUGGUGGCACAGCUCCUGCGCCAGGCCAUGCAGGAGGAUUUGUUGCUGCCGGUGGUGAAGCCGGAGGGGGGAGAGGAUUUUGAGGGGGCCACGGUGAUCGAGCCCCUCAAAGGGUACUACGACUCUCCCAUCGCCACGCUGGAUUUCUCCUCGCUGUACCCGUCCAUCAUGAUCGCUCACAACCUCUGCUACACCACCCUGCUGCCGCCGGGGGGCGCCCAGAAACACCAGCUGGGCCCGCAGGAUUUCAUCCGCACCCCCACGGGGCAGCUCUUUGUGACCCCCCAGGUGCGCAGGGGGGUCCUGCCCCGGGUCCUGGAGGGGCUGCUGGCGGCGCGGAGCAGGGUGAAGGCAAUGCUGGCCGAGGAGCAGGACCCCGAGCGGCGCCAGGUCCUGGACGGGCGGCAGCUGGCGCUGAAGGUCAGCGCCAACUCGGUGUACGGCUUCACCGGGGCGCAGGCCGGGAAACUGCCCUGCCUGGAGAUCUCACAGAGCGUCACCGGCUUCGGGCGCCAGAUGAUCGAGAAGACGAAGCAGCUGGUGGAGAGUCAAUACCCAGAUGUGCAGGUGGUUUACGGUGACACAGACUCGGUGAUGUGCCGCCUGAGCGUGGCCUCGGUGGCCGAGGCGGCGGCGCUGGGACGCGAGGUGGCCGCCUGGGUCUCCGGCCACUUCCCCUCCCCCAUCCGCCUCGAGUUCGAGAAGGUGUACCUGCCCUACCUGCUGAUCAGCAAGAAGCGCUACGCCGGCCUCUGCUUCCCGGGGGGCUCCGAGGGCGCCCCCAAGCUGGACUGCAAAGGGCUGGAGGCCGUCAGGAGGGACAACUGUCCCCUGGCUGCCAACCUGGUGACAGCCUGCCUCAGGAGGAUCCUGCUGCACAGGGACCCGCAGGGAGCCGUGGCCCACGCUCAGGAGGUGAUCUCAGACCUGCUCUGUAACCGCAUCGACAUCUCCCAGCUCGUCAUCACCAAGGAGCUGACCCGGGCAGCCUCGGCCUACAGCGCCCCCCAGGCCCACGUGGCUCUGGCUGAGAGGCUGCGGCGCCGUGACCCCGGCAGCGCCCCCUCGCUCGGGGACCGCGUCCCGUACGUGAUUGUCACCGGGGCGCGGGGACAGGCGGCCUACACGCGGUCAGAGGACCCGGUGUUUGCCCUGGAGCAGAACCUGCCCAUCGACACUCGGUACUACCUGGAGCAGCAGCUGAGCCGGCCCCUGCUGCGGAUCUUCGAGCCCAUCCUGGGCGAGGGCCGGGCCCAGGGGGUGCUGCUGCAGGGGGAACACACGCGGUGCAAAACCCUCCUGACCGCCAAGGCCGGGGCGCUCUCGGCCUUCACCUCCAAGCGCAGCAGCUGCGUGGGCUGCAGGGCCCUGCUGCCCCACCACGGUGCAGUUUGCGAUUUCUGCCGCCAGAGGGAGUCCGAGCUCUACCAGAAAGAGGUGUCCCAGGUUUGGCACCUGGAGCGAAGCUUCUCCCGCCUGUGGAGCCAAUGCCAGCGGUGCCAGGGCUCCCUGCUCCAGGAUGUCCUGUGUACCAGCCGGGACUGCCCCAUUUUCUACAUGCGCCGGAAGGUUCAGAAGGACCUGGAGGCUCAGCAGGAGCUGCUGGGGCGCUUUGGGAGCCCAGACUGGUGACAAAAACCCCAAAAAAAACCCCAAAAAAUCCAAAUUUUGGGAGGUUUUGGGGUCUCCUCUUUUUGUAUGGAAAGUUUAAUAAAGGUUUGGUUUGUAAA
Catharus ustulatus (Swainson's thrush) is the source of this 3386-nucleotide messenger RNA. It is a transcript of the gene POLD1, whose product is annotated as DNA polymerase delta 1, catalytic subunit. Gene Ontology annotation, biological process: DNA replication proofreading; nucleotide-excision repair, DNA gap filling; base-excision repair, gap-filling. The record is from RefSeq and is a predicted model, not a curated record. The coding region runs from base 1 to 3288 and encodes 1095 amino acids. NCBI's taxonomy places the organism in Eukaryota, Metazoa, Chordata, Aves, Passeriformes, Turdidae. Gene Ontology annotation, cellular component: delta DNA polymerase complex. The transcript is spliced from 27 exons. Gene Ontology annotation, molecular function: nucleotide binding; 3'-5'-DNA exonuclease activity; DNA binding.